Molecule: messenger RNA, 1494 nt
Organism: Rhopalosiphum maidis (corn leaf aphid)
Lineage: Eukaryota; Metazoa; Arthropoda; Insecta; Hemiptera; Aphididae
Product: C-type lectin 37Db-like
Exons: 5
Coding region: 341-1186 (281 amino acids)
Biological process (GO): biological process involved in interspecies interaction between organisms
Cellular component (GO): external side of plasma membrane
Molecular function (GO): carbohydrate binding
Source: RefSeq, a predicted model, not a curated record
UUAUUCGCAGCAUCGCGUUGCCCACUCGUCGACCGCGGCCGCCGAGGAAUAAAUUUCUCCUUCUAAAGUCCUCCUCACACGAUUGUCCUCAGUGCAAACGAACGAUAAUCGUGCACGAAAUGGAUGAACUAUCCAGAUAUUACCAGCACCUAUACCAUACCUAACCUGCUACCACCGUGGCCGUGGUGCGAUUGUCAUAAACACCAUCUACCUACCGCGUUAUUUUUGUUUUUUUUUGUUUAGUUUUAGUUUAAGUUUUCUCUAGAGUACCUAUUAAACAAUUUAAUUGUUUCAAUUUAAAGUAUAAACAAUACAUUGUAGUGGUUCAAAUCGUGCAAAUAUGAAUUCUUGGACGGGUACUGCUAAAAGUAUAAUUUUGUUCCUGACGUUGUCCAUGUGCCUUUUCGCCGUUCGGAGUCAAACAGCCGUCCCUAGAACUGGCCAUAAGAUAAACGAACCACAAGGUGGUGAUUUAGUGAGGCAGAAUAGCAUUACGCAGCAAAUACUGGCGCAGUACCUGCAAAAGCGUCUGAACAGGGCGGGCGGGAGUGUGCAUCAAAUCGGUCAACCACAGUUGUUAUUGCCGACCGGUGGAAACGAUUUGACGGGCAGUGUCGUCGGUAUAAAUAAUAACGGUAUUCAGAGAAAUGUCGCCGAAAAUCUUUACGACGGACGGGACGUCGACGAUGACGAGUCCAUCGAAGAUGCGCGAUAUUACCAAGGUGAAUGCAAUAACAAUAAUUGUGUUGAAGAUAGCGCUUCCGUUAUAAAUAAGUGGUCACUGCCACUUUUACGUUCGGGAGACAAAAAAUUAUACUUGGGAAUAUUUUUCAAGGCGAAUUGGUACAAAUCCGCUCAAUAUUGUAGAUAUCAUGGAAUGCAUUUGGCUAGCAUUAGUAGCCAAGAAGAGAAUGACAAAUUGGAAAAAUACAUUAAAGAUAAUGGCUUAGGUCAUGAACACUUUUGGACCUCUGGUACAGAUCAAGCUGAAGAAGGAUCAUUCUUUUGGUUAGCCAAUGGCCGGCCGAUUGGGUUUACUAACUGGAAUGCCGGGGAACCAAACAAUUUCAAGUAUGAGAAUGGCGAAGAAGAACAUUGCUUAGAGUUAUGGAAUCGAGAUGGCAAAGGUCUAAAAUGGAAUGAUUCUCCAUGCUCGUUUGAAACCUUCUUUGUAUGUGAAAUGUGAAGAACUAAAAAUAAAUUAGAAAUAAUUGAAUUAAUUGUACUAUGAAAAUAUUGAGCAUUACUAUAAUUUAUAUCUUUAUCACAUUAGAUUUAAUUUGUAAAUAAUUGCAUUAGACAAAUCUCUCAAUUUAGAUUUAAUUAUUUAAAUAAAAAAAAGUUUCUAAACUGAUUAUAAUGUAUUAUGUAUUUUUAAUAGUAAGUUAUAUGUUAAGUAAAUACUAAGAUAAAAACUUUAAAAUAUAAACAUAAUUAGGUUUACGUUUAUAUGAUAGCAUAACUAUAAAAUUUUAUAAGAUAAUAAAUAAGACG